This is a messenger RNA of Drosophila elegans, 1886 nucleotides long. RefSeq names its product PDZ and LIM domain protein 3 (gene Zasp66). Gene Ontology annotation, molecular function: actin binding; muscle alpha-actinin binding. Gene Ontology annotation, cellular component: stress fiber; adherens junction; Z disc. Gene Ontology annotation, biological process: muscle structure development; actin cytoskeleton organization. The record is from RefSeq and is a predicted model, not a curated record. Lineage: Eukaryota; Metazoa; Arthropoda; Insecta; Diptera; Drosophilidae. Bases 16 to 1359 code for a protein of 447 amino acids. The transcript has 10 exons.
AGUCGCUGGCCAGCAAUGACGACCAGCAGAUCAGCGGCGUCGUCCGCGUCAUACAGGCGACCGGCUUUCUGGAAGGUGCCCGGUUACGAGCUGCCAUCAUCCUACUACCGCCCACAGCCACAGCCACCAUCCAGUCCGCCCCAUGUGCCACAGCUGCCACCCCCUUGCCGACGGCGCAGCAGCAGCGGGCUGAAGAAGCGCGUCCGUUUUGCCGACGAACCAAAUGUGGGGGUGCAAGUGGGCAGCCCAUCGCACGGGGAGCUGCUCCGAGGCGAUAUCAUCGCCAAGAUCGGCGAGUACGACGCACGCGACCUGAGUCAUGCGGAUGCACAGCAGCUGUUCCGCGGUGCUGGCAACGAGAUCCGCCUGGUGGUGCACAGUUCAAUGUGUUUCAGGUCGAUUACAAAUUGCUUACGGGACAACAAAAUCGCAUACACGCAGGGAGCCACUCAAGAGGCAGGAUCUGGACCACGGAGCAACUCCACUUUGCCGCCGGCUAGUCCGGAACUCUUGCCCCACCGUGGUCCAUCCCCCUUUUUGCCUGGACCCAGUCACUUUGAGAGGGCUUUGCACAUGCCAAUGGACACUCUGCCGCAGACUGUGUUUCCCCAGCUGAACCCCUCUGGCGGAUAUGAAGUGCCAUCCACUGUGUUCUCUCCAAAACCAACACGGGAUCAUCAACAGGAUGUCGACGAGGAGCAGGCUGCCAUUGUGAACCAGCCCUACCGGACAACUCCGCUGGUCCUGCCCGGCGCCAAAGUGAAGAAGGAUGCGCCCACGACAGAGUCCUACUUGAGGCACUAUCCCAACCCGGCUGUGCGCGCCCACCCAGGACACGACUACCAUGACAGUAUCAUGAAGCAGCGCGUGGCCGACACCAUGCUGCACAAGGUGGUCGGUUCGGAGGCCGACACUGGCCGCGUCUUCCACAAGCAAUUCAACUCGCCCAUCGGCCUAUACUCCAACAACAACAUCGAGGACACCAUCAGAUCAACAGUUCCCUUCGCCACGAGCGAAAGCAAUCGCUUGAGGGACAGUCCUCUGCAUCGUCCUUUGCCAACGAAGCUUAACGGCUAUAAGAAAACUGUCCAGUACGAUCCCAGGAACAGCGAUACCUACAGAGCCAUUCAAGAAGAGGGCGGCUACAGCAACUACGGCAAUGCCGCGCCACAGGAAGUAACCAUACCUGUGCAGACUAGGGUCUAUCAGCCCAAUAGAUUGGUUCCAGGAAAGAAACCAGUAUCAGCGCCAGUAUCCCGGCCGCCGUACAAUGUGGUAAACACCCAUGAUGAGAACAUACGCCAGAGCGGCUCCUUCAAUCGUCUCAUGUACAGCGUUAUUGGUGCCACCGAAUACUAAAUAAAUACUGCAGCAGCAACACCAGCGACAGCAGCAACAUCAACACCAGCAACAGCAACAUCAGCAACAGCAGCAACAACAGCAACAUCAGCUGCAGUUGCUGCCGGCACCGACAGUUGUUUAUCUCCUAACAUAUUUAGCGGAUUUUUAUGAAAUUCUGUUUAACUUACUCAAUAAUUUGUAUGAAGAACGACAGGAAAUUGUGAACCACUAACAAGCUUAAUGAUAAAUUGGUUUGGUAAACGAUUGGAAUCGAAAUAAAUUUAUGAUAUAUCUAAAAUUUAAACACAAAUUAACUCCGCCUCAACCUAUUUACUGUCUCCAUAUGCAAUAGAAAGUCCAUAUAAAAUUAAAUAAAAAAGAAAAGUAAACUAAAUUAGCGGAACCUUUGAUUUAUAGUUAUGUUUAUGUUAUGCUGAUUCUAAGUUAACAACCGUCAGGUGUGUUAAUGUCGAGUGAUUCUAGUCAUGGAAUGUAAUAGGUAUAAAGAAUGUUUUAAUUAAUAAAAGUGAAUUUGAUUGGAUAAA